AUGAGCUUCCUACCAGGAUUAUGGCACCUCCAAUGCACUCUCAUCGCAUUUGUGCUCAUCUUGAUUGAUGCCAGUAACGCGAACACGCUUGUCGCCCGUCAGUCCGAUGGCGCAACCGGCGCGUCAGCCUUUUUGAGAAGGGGCUAUCACGCAUGGGACUACGUGUACAUUGAUGGCGGAGAAUUCGCGACAUAUGACAAUGGCAAGGUCCAGCACGAAUUCUCAAACACACUCCUCUCCAUCGACCUCUCGAAGAACUGGACCAACUCGACCGUAACGCUGCACUCGACCAGCAAACCGACGUCGGUCCCCUCGCUCGUCCAAGGCGGCCUCUGGUACGACUCAUCCGCCAACCUCAUCUACACCGGCUUCGCCGGGCGCACCUCCUUCCUGAACACCUCGGAGCUCGACCCCUGGCCGCUAGGCAUAUGGACCUUCAAGCCCGACGGCCUAGGCAGCGGGACGUGGGGCACGGCGCUCGCCUCGACCGACUCGGCCUUCGACAGCAUCACGCGGCCGCACCUGGCGGCCGUCGCGCACGGCAACGGCGUCGGUUACGCGCUCGGCGGGUCCAUCAAGACGGCGCAGGACGACAUCGUGGGCAGCGACCUCGUCAACCUCGACGGCAUGCUCCGCUUCGACAUGGCGACCAAGGAGCUGACGAACGUGACGGUCGAGGGCCCGCGCUUCCACAACGGCCACCUGCAGCACGCGCAGAUGGUCUACGUGCCGAACUUCGGGCCCGACGGCGUCUUCGUGGUGCUGGGCGGUGUGAAGACGAGCCCGCAGACGGACGCGUUUGACUGGGGGACCGUGUCGGUGUUCGAUCCGAAGGAAGGGAAGUGGUAUGACCAGGAGACGACGGGGAAUACGCCGCUGGCCAGAAAGGAGUUCUGCACCACGGGGCUGGCGUCGGACAACAAGACGUAUGAAAUAUUUGUCUAUGCGGGUUGGGGCGGAGACCUGGGCACAGCCAGCAUUCCGUAUGAUCAGAUCUACAUCCUGACGCUGCCGGCCUUCCACUGGAUCAAAGUCGACUACACACCGACUCACACCCGACACGCUCUGACCUGCCACCCUGUAGGUGGAAGCCAGAUACUUACCAUCGGGGGUGUUAACUCCGCCUCCGAAGACAACAGUGGCACUAUCUACCAAUCGACCUUCGAUGACAAGGACGAGUAUACCCAAGGACUGGCCAUCUUUGACCUGAGCACGCUGGAGUGGAAGGAUGAAUACAAUGCGAAUGCCAGCCCAUAUACCCAAAGUAGUUUGGUCCGGACGUUCUACUCGCAGAAGCAUGUCCCUCCCACCACAGAAUGA
Messenger RNA from Lasiodiplodia theobromae, 1320 nucleotides. RefSeq names its product Galactose oxidase/kelch beta-propeller. The record is from RefSeq and is a predicted model, not a curated record. Lineage: Eukaryota; Fungi; Ascomycota; Dothideomycetes; Botryosphaeriales; Botryosphaeriaceae. The transcript is spliced from 4 exons. Bases 1 to 1320 code for a protein of 439 amino acids.